AUGCUCAGAAUUUUAGUGCAUCGUUGAUGUAUCGCCGUCAUAACGUCGGAACUCUAUUUUCUUACUUUUAACUUAAUUUUUGCUUCAUUUAGUGAUAAUUUGUGUGAUUUAAAUUUAUCAAGAUAUACUUCAUUCAAUUAUAAUUCUUUUCACUUUUACAAAUCUUAAUUUGAUCAAUUAAAUCGUCUGUAAUCGCUUAUGUAAGAAUUGUCAAGUAGAACUCUAUUUCUGCUCGAUUCAUGUUCGCCAAGCACUGAUGUCAUCUUGGCAUCUGCGCCCUUAUUUUCUUUUUUUUUGUAAAUUUUAAAUAUAUUUUAUUUUCAUUUCUUAGUAUGAAAUUUAUUAAAAAUAGUAUUCUUUGAGGAAAAUUCUGAAUAAUUAAUUGGUAUUAUAUUACAUCAUUGUGAUUGACUUAGAAAAUUACUAUUAUUUAAGAUUUUUUAUUGAAUUAUAAUUAAUAUAUUUGUUCAAAAAUACUUCUAAAUAUCCAAAAAAUUAUAUUUUCUAGUUUUAUAAGUUUUAAAUUUACAUGAUUUACUAUACAAUGACUAAGCCACGUCAAUCACACUUGGGCGAAAUAUUGGUACAAUAUUAACUUCCAUAUCUCAACUCACACUACUCUAUUCUUCCUUGUGUAUGUUAGAUCUCCUCAAUAUCUCUUGCCCCAUGAAGCAAGUACAACAUGGAUGGAUGAGGUCAUUCAAAUGUUGUAAUAAUACAAUACCACAAUCCACUAGCUCAAAGAACAUCUAGCUCGUGCACAAUAGUGGAUAAAGGUGUACAAUGAGUGGCAAUGGUCCUUACGAGAAGCUUGGGCCUUGUUUUUUCCGACUGUUUGAAGUCGUGGAAAGGGUAGGCACUAUAGCUUCUUAGCUCGUGUUGCCACUGAUUGUGGGAUUCAUCUGGUCUUCCACAUAUCCCAGAUCAAGCAGGCUAUUGGGGCAUUAA
This is a messenger RNA of Spirodela intermedia, 948 nucleotides long. NCBI's taxonomy places the organism in Eukaryota, Viridiplantae, Streptophyta, Magnoliopsida, Alismatales, Araceae. The record is from the annotation of a GenBank genome assembly.